Molecule: messenger RNA, 1366 nt
Organism: Eriocheir sinensis (Chinese mitten crab)
Lineage: Eukaryota; Metazoa; Arthropoda; Malacostraca; Decapoda; Varunidae
Product: ileal sodium/bile acid cotransporter-like
Exons: 7
Coding region: 153-1202 (349 amino acids)
Biological process (GO): bile acid and bile salt transport
Cellular component (GO): membrane
Molecular function (GO): bile acid:sodium symporter activity
Source: RefSeq, a predicted model, not a curated record
UAUAAGUAGGUUGAUAAUGCAAAUACCAGGUCCUUCGUAUCGCCGCUGAGCCUGGGGAUGAGCUUACCCCGAGACGCACAUCAGAACUCCGACUGACUAUCAACUUGCAGGGCGUCGAGGCGCAGCCCCACCAGCUGUAGCCACUUUUCACGAUGGACUUGUGGGAUGCUACCACACUCGACACAGAAUUGAACUACACAGAACCAGACAAUGACACGGUAGUGGUUGAGGAGCGGUGGCGUCAGGUCCUGGACAACGUCAACACCAUCAUCAUGACCAGCAACACCAUCACUCUCAUGCUGGGGAUGGGCGCCGCCAUCUCCGUCAUGGAGCUGUGGGGACACGCUAAGAAGCCCGUGGGGGCCGUCAUCGGCAUGGUGGGACAGUUCGCAGUGCUGCCAGCUAUUGGUUUCUGCCUCUCGGUAGGCUUCAAGCUGAAGCCCUACGAGGCACUGGGAGUCCUCAUCAUUUCUUGCUGUCCCGGCGGAGCUUUCUCUAACUUCUUUACCUAUUGGGCAGAUGGAGACGUGGCACUCAGCAUCAUGAUGACGGCGUGUUCAUCCCUGCUGGCCUUUGGAGGGAUGCCCUUCAACUUGUGGGCUUAUGGCAAGUACUGGCGAGGGGAUGAUAACACUUUCGUUAUUCCCUUCGCUAACAUAAUAGGUUCCCUCGCACUCAUAACGGGACCAGUUAUUGUGGGUAUGGUGGUGAGGCACUUCCACCGGCGGGCGGCAGAAAUUGUAACUAAGGUGUCGGUCAUCGUUGGGUGGAUAGAAGUGCUCUUUACCACCAUCAUUUGGCUCAUCCUUUAUUGGCAAUCGUUCGUGAUAGCCACUCCUCUGCUCUAUCUGGCUGCCUUCCUCCUACCGUCCAUUGGGUUCAUUCUUGCAUUCCUCUUAGCCAAGAUAACCUGCCAGAACAACAAGUUAUCGCGCACCAUCGGUAUAGAAACCAGCAGCCAGAACAUGCCCGUUGCUGUCAGCAUUAUCCUCCUCUCUUUUGACGGGACGGAUAUAAAAGGUUCACUGAUGUUGUUCCCUACGCUGUACGGGGUGCUGCUGAUACUUGAAGCUAUCGUGGGCAUCGCCAUCUUCCAGCUGUACAUGAGGACCUGCAGGAGGAAGAAAGAAGAAUACCCGGCGGUGCAUACAGCCCGACUUGAGCCCGCUACCCCGGCCGAGAAGGAGACCUUGAGAGUGUGAAGCCGCCAAUAAGAUUCAGAAAAUGUUUUCUUUUGAGUGUAUGUCGGGGCAGGAUGACGAGACUGUGCGAUGAUAACGUCCUCCACUUAUUUCAGACGGAUUUUGUGUUUGUACCUCAUGUUUAAGCAUCACGAAAAAAAAAAAAAAAAAAAAAAAAAAGAUAA